AUGGCAGCGGACUCACUCCCAAGCUCAAACUCAAAGACACAGUCAUCCGGGAGCUGUCUCUGCUCGGGCUCUAAUCAUGAAGGAUCAUCGCGCUCCAGCUCCUCCGCAUCAGACCGUUGCUCCCACUGUAGCUUUCGGCCCCGGUCCCCACCUCUGGGACGCCCCGCAUCCGGAGGCCGCGACAGGAACGCCCUCGGACACUUUCAUCUCUCGAACUCAGCUACCGGUGUCGCCAAUGGAAGUGAUCCCCUGGGAGACGAACUUGGUGCUCAAUGGGAAGAUAGCAAGAAACUCAACCACCAACUGCCCCAUCAUAUGCCCAAGUUGCCGAACAUGAACUGA
Molecule: messenger RNA, 342 nt
Organism: Fusarium redolens
Lineage: Eukaryota; Fungi; Ascomycota; Sordariomycetes; Hypocreales; Nectriaceae
Exons: 2
Coding region: 1-342 (113 amino acids)
Source: RefSeq, a predicted model, not a curated record